AUGGUUUAUAUUACUGAUGAAGACGGUACAGUCAGAAAAUUUGCUUGUUUAACUUGUAUCAAGGGUCAUCGUUCUUCUGGAUGUCAACAUGCUGAUCGUGAACUAGUAGAAAUUCGAAAAAAAGGAAGACCUGUAUCUCAAUGUGCUCAUUGUCGUAAUCUUCGAAAGACAAAGCAAGUGCAUAUCAAAUGUUUGUGUCACAAAAAGUCAGAAGGUACAAAAAAUCAUCGUCAUCAUCAUUAUGAUUUUAUUCUUUACUCACUUUUUUUUUAA
This is a messenger RNA of Halteromyces radiatus, 273 nucleotides long. Its product is annotated as copper fist DNA binding domain-containing protein. Gene Ontology annotation, molecular function: RNA polymerase II cis-regulatory region sequence-specific DNA binding; DNA-binding transcription factor activity, RNA polymerase II-specific; copper ion binding. Bases 1 to 273 code for a protein of 90 amino acids. The transcript is spliced from 2 exons. Gene Ontology annotation, cellular component: nucleus. Lineage: Eukaryota; Fungi; Mucoromycota; Mucoromycetes; Mucorales; Cunninghamellaceae. The record is from RefSeq and is a predicted model, not a curated record. Gene Ontology annotation, biological process: intracellular iron ion homeostasis; positive regulation of transcription by RNA polymerase II; intracellular copper ion homeostasis.